CUGCGCGGUCGGUCAACGGUAAUUUAGUUCAGGAGUAGCUAACGGUUGUUAAAUAUUUGUGGUGUUUGUUGUGCCGGUUUUUAGGUGCUGCGCGAAAUUCAUUUAGGGAGCGGCGGUGACGUGCUUAUCUACAUACAUACAUGCAUAUGURAUUUGCAAAGAAUAUUCUUUGUUCGUGCCGUAUUUGGUUUAAAUUUGUUGUAAAAUAUAACCACAGAAUAAAUAUACAAAUAAACAGCAGUGAAGUUAGCAAGCAGUGUGCAAAAGUGAACAUGUGAAAUUUAACCAAAUACAAAUUAGUUGUAUAUAUAAAGUCUUGUAUGCAUAAAGUGUUUUAUCAUUUUUACUUAAGUAUUUACUUAAUUGUACUUAUUGCCUUGAAUGCAACACACUACUUUUGUCCAUUGUUGUUGUUUAAAAUAAUUUUGCGCAAAUCACGGCGUGGUCAAUGUGCUCUGUCAUCGUGUUACACAACAUUUGACUUUUGCUUGAAGAACACUUGGUGUUUGACAGUUUGAUUCAYAGCAAAGGAAGGCGAAAAUUGAAGCCAGAUCUGCUGGUAAUUAUUUUGUGUUCAUUCGAAUAUUUUGCUAGUAGAAUUGGUGCGCUAAUUUUGACCAAAUAUAACAAGUGUUGAGUUUUUUGCGAAACUCAGUGUACAAUCUUCAGUUCAGUCAACAGUUACCUUCGCGCUGCAGACGUGCUUAUCACCGUUUUCAUUCGUUAUUUUAGUGUACUACGUUUGCUAUAGAGCAGAAUGGACAGUUCCCGUAAGCCAGAAAGAAUCAAUCCUCGGCGUCAUGCAAAUAUACUGUCGCAAAUACUUUUCGUUUGGGCUAUGCCGCUGCUCUUUAAGGGCGCCAAAAAUGGCUUGAACACAGAUGAUCUCACCAAGUGUAUGCCAAAAGAUAGCUCAGAGGAUUUAGGAGAUCGCUUGGAAGAAAAAUGGUAUGCUGAAGUKGAGCGAGCACGUUGCAAGGGCCGUAAACCACUGCUACGUAAUGCCAUUCUGCGCACAUUUUGGGUGUCCGCAGUUGUGGAUGGCGUAAUAUCAUUAAUUUAUAUUGUCAUUAAAUCACUCAUACCCGCUGUGUUGGCGCAAUUAUUGAUGCAAUUUCAAAAGCAAGUGUCACUCUCUUCAAAUCGCUCAGCGAAUGCAACAACAACAGCCACUGAUAUAGUGAAUGAGACAAGCCGAGCGAUACGGUCCAUUGAUGCAGCCGUGAAAAGCAUGUCUUUGUUGUCGGCUGAUGUUGGUGAUGUGGCUGCUGGAAAUGCUGGAGGAGCAUCAUCUAACAUCCUCGACGUCGCCGGAAAAUCUGCAACAGAUAAAUUUUUSUUUGCCGAUAAUACAACUGAGCAACCUGUAUUCAGUGACAUCGAAGAUCCACUAUGGUUUGCAUUCAACGAUAUUUAUUGCUUGGGCACUAUUUUGGUAACAUCCACAUUGCUGGGUUGUUUUCUUAUACAUCAUGUGGAUUUGAGGCAGCGUUUGUUGGGCGCACGCAUGCGCAUCGCUUGUUGCUCGCUGAUUUACAGAAAGACACUUCGCCUCUCAAUGCGCUCCGCUGGCCAAACUCCUGCCGGUUAUCUAAUCAAUUUGCUCUCGAACGACGUUAAUCGUCUUGACUACGGUUUCAUCUACAUGCACUGGAUCUGGAUAAUGCCAUUGAAUGCCAUGCUAAUUUGCUAUCUCAUUUGGCUACGCAUUGGUUGGGCAGCAGUUGUGGGCGUGGUCGGUCUACUACUUAAGACCAUACCCGUACAGACCGGUCUCAGUAAAUUGGCUUCCAAGUUGCGUAUGAAAAUCGCCGAACGUACCGAUGCACGUGUCGGCAUCAUGAACGAAUUGGUGCAGGGUAUACAGGUGAUCAAAAUGUAUGCAUGGGAAAAACCCUUUCAGGCUGUAGUCGGCGAGGCGCGUCGUCGUGAAAUCAAGCAAAUUCGUUAUGCAUCAUAUUUACGUGGCUUCUAUUUGAGUACGAUGGUGUUUACGGAACGUUCCACACUCUAUAUAACCAUUGCAGCGGCUGUGCUAAUGGGUAAUCAAAUUUCAGCCGAUAUUGUUUUCUCUGCGGCCAGUUAUUAUAAUAUAUUGCAAUUGGUCGCCGCCAUUUGGUAUCCGCUUGCUGUGUCUUUCGGUGCUGAGGCAUUAGUCUCACUAAAUCGUGUCGAAACCUUCCUGCAGCAGGAGGGACACGACGACAAGGCACAUGGGCUGACGCAUAAAAAAGAUGCCAAAACGAGCGAAAGCAGCGCCGCCAAUGCCAUUGUACUCAAACAGGUGAAUGCGAAUUGGGAUCUGACGAAACCGCAGCAUACCCUACAGGAUAUCAAUUUGGAAAUAAAGCGUGGCCAGUUGUGCGCUGUUAUUGGUCCCGUGGGUGCAGGCAAGAGUUCAUUGCUACAGCUGCUAUUAGCCGAACUGCCAAUCACAGAUGGCGAAGUUGUCAUACAAGGCGAACUCUCUUAUGCCGCUCAGGAGCCUUGGCUGUUCACCGGCACUGUGCGCAAUAAUAUACUCUUUGGCGAGCCUUACGAUCGCAAGCGUUAUAAUGAGGUAACGAAGUGCUGUGCGCUUUCGACCGAUUUCCAGCAGCUUAGUAAUGGCGAUAAGACAAUUGUAGGCGAGCGCGGCGCAUCACUGUCGGGUGGUCAACGUGCGCGUAUAAGCUUGGCACGUGCGGUUUACAAACCAGCUUCCAUUUAUUUGCUCGAUGAUCCGUUAAGCGCCGUCGAUGCACACGUCGGUCGUCACCUUUUCGACGAAGUACUUGGACCACGCGGUCGUUUGGCCACUGAAAAGGCCACACGUGUGCUGAUUACCCAUCAAGUGCAUUUCUUGACCGAAGCCGAUUGGAUUGUGAUCAUUGAAAAUGGWCGAAUCUCACGGCAGGGUACCUACGAGGAGCUGUCGAAAAGUGAUCUAGAUUUUGCCAAAUUACUUGAACGCAUAAAGGAGGAAGAUGAAGCGCUCGAGAGUGAGAACGAAUCGAUUUUAUCACAUGAAACCACCUAUGAGGAUGAGGAAAUUCCUUACAUUGACGGUGUGCGUGAUGGUUAUCAACCGCUGCGUCGUACCAGUCGUAGCAGUCGCAACAGCGCUAAUAAUGAUGGUUCGCUAACGAGAAAAUCGGCAAGUUUGGCUUUGAGCUCUGAACAGGAUCUCUCCGAUGAUUCUGGUUUGGCGGAGGACCAAGCGRAAGGCGGUGUCUCCGGACGYGUUUGGUGGGAAUAUUUCCGCGCUGGCAGCGGUGUAUGCGGUCUAGUCUUUAUGACCUGCGUCAUGUUGUUGUCACAAGUGGUUUGUAGCGGUUCGGAUUAUUUCGUAAAUAUUUGGACGCAACAAGAAUACUUGCGUUCGCUCAGUAAGCCCACGACCUUCACCACCUUUGAGUGUUUGUAUAUAUACGGCGCACUCAUCRUCGCCGUUGUUCUGAUGACCGUAUUUCGUGGCUAUCUCUUCUUCAAAGUCUGUAUGCAUGCCUCCAAAGUGCUGCACGAUCGCAUGUUCGGCUGCAUACUCCGUGCAACAAUGCGUUUCUUCGACACCAAUCCCUCGGGUCGCAUUCUAAAUCGUUUCUCCAAGGAUAUGGGCGCCAUUGAUGAGUAUCUACCCAAAUCUAUUAUGGACUUCAUACAAAUCUCUUUGGUUAUGUUUGGCAUAUUGAUUGUGAUCUGUGUCGUCAAUCCCAUUCUGCUGUUGGCCAUUUUAAUUGUAGCCAUAGUUGAUUAUUGGAUUUUACAGUUAUAUUUGCGUCCUUCGCAGGACCUUAAGCGCUUGGAGGGCAUUUGUCGUAGUCCAGUCUUCUCUCAUCUCUCCGCCUCACUAUCCGGCAUUGCGACUAUACGCGCACGUGAAUUACAAGAUAUUGUCAUAAAGGAGUUUGACAGUCUACAGGAUGUGCAUAGCGCCGUCUGGCAACUGACAAUGGCUGCAAAUACGGCAUUGGGCUUGUGGUUGGACUGUGUCAGCUGUUGCUUUCUUGCCUCGGUGACAUUUAGUUUUUCGUUAAUGGGAACUCAAACCUUCAGCGGCAACGUAGGUUUGGCCAUCUCUCAAGCCAUGAUACUCACCGGCAUGGUGCAGUAUGGCGUACGCCAAGUAGCGGAAUCUCUACAACAGAUGACUAGCGUGGAGCGCGUACUCGAAUAUACUGAUCUGGAACAAGAAUCGGAAAUUAAGAAACAACCACCGCCCACUUGGCCCACACACGGGCAAGUUGAAUUUAAGGAUCUAUCACUACGUUACGAUCCCAACAAUCCACCAGUGUUGAAACACUUGAAUAUCACAAUCGAACCCAGUUGGAAGGUGGGCGUGGUUGGACGCACUGGUGCCGGUAAGAGUUCGCUUAUUGGUGCRCUCUUCCGUCUCUCGCAGCUGGAAGGUGACAUCAUGGUCGAUGGCAUUGAAACCGGCAGUAUUUCGCUGGAGGCAUUGCGUUCGAAAAUUUCAAUUAUACCACAAGAUCCGGUGCUAUUCUCCGCCACCAUACGCUACAACUUAGAUCCGUUCGAUAAGUAUGGUGAUGCUGAUUUGUGGCGCGCGCUGGAGGACGUCGAGCUGAAGGGCGCCAUACCCGGCUUGGAUUAUAUGGUGACACAACGCGGCAGCAACUUCAGUGUGGGUCAACGUCAGCUGUUGUGCUUAGCGCGCGCCAUUUUGCGCAACAAUAAAGUGCUCGUGUUAGAUGAGGCCACCGCCAAUGUGGAUCCACAAACCGAUGCGCUCAUCCAAACCACCAUUCGUACCAAAUUCAGGCAUUGCACUGUGUUAACUGUGGCUCAUCGUCUACACACCGUUAUGGAUUCAGAUCGGAUUCUCGUGAUGGAUGAUGGUCGUGCACGCGAAUUCGAUAUACCRCACUUGCUGCUGAAGAAGCAAAACGGCGCUUUGCGUCAGAUGGUCGAUGCUACRGGCGCCGAGGCAGAAUCACUUAAGAAAAUCGCCAGCGAGUCAUACAAUAUGAAGCAACGCGCUUAAAUGUGCCUGCAGCUGUUUUGUAAUAGUUCUAAUUGAAAACACGACACGUUAACGGUGCUAAAAAGUGACAGUUUUUAAAUAGCGACGUGCUCAAAAAUUGAUUUUACGCAUGCGUAGUUAAUGCGAAUGUACAAUAUAAGUGAAACUAACUGCCUUUAUAUAAGAAUAGCAUAGUUUUUAGGGAAUUUUUUAACUAAUGUGACUAGCUUAUUAUAUGAGGGGACACUUUAAUAUAAAAUAAAAAAUUACAUACACAUGUACAAACAUACAUACAUACGUACAUAUGURCUAAAGAA
Molecule: messenger RNA, 5280 nt
Organism: Bactrocera latifrons
Lineage: Eukaryota; Metazoa; Arthropoda; Insecta; Diptera; Tephritidae
Gene: Cftr
Product: multidrug resistance-associated protein 4
Exons: 13
Coding region: 758-4984 (1408 amino acids)
Biological process (GO): transmembrane transport
Cellular component (GO): membrane
Molecular function (GO): ATP hydrolysis activity; ATP binding; ABC-type transporter activity
Source: RefSeq, a predicted model, not a curated record